AUGUCGAACAAAGCAGGCUGGAUCAAGAAUCCCCGGGGGACAAUUCAGGUCGAGACUGUAGAGCAAUGGGUUCCUGGCCCGGGGGAACUGUUGGUACGGGUUGAAGCAGCCAGCUUUAACCCCAUUGAUGCAAAAGUCCAGAGGUUGGAUUUAUUCCAAUCUCAGUAUCCCCUCAUCCUCGGAUUCACCUUUGCGGGAACGGUAGUCUCUACAGGGCCCGGUAUACAUUCGCAGGCGAGCGAGGAUUCCCGAUUCGGUGCCCUCCAGAUAUAUGCACUGGCGCUUGAGCAGAACACCCUGCGACUAGAGCCCGAGACCACAUUUGCUGAUUCCGCCGGCCUGAUCGCCAAUCUGGCGACCGUGAUCUCCGCCCUCACAAUCUACAUGGGUCUUCCGAAGCCGCCAGUCGCCGGCACGAAACCGCCCACGGGAAAGAAAAUUCUCGUUUACGGCGGUUCAUCAUCGGUGGGGGGCCUCGCGGUCCAAUAUGCGACGAAUGCUGGGUAUGGAGUUGUCACUACCUCGUCCGCGGCCAACAGAUCCAUGGUGGAGAAACGCAACCCGUCGCAUAUCAUCGAUCAUAGCCGCCCGGACGAGGACGUGAUCUGCGAAAUCCGGGAGCAUGGGCCUUACGAGGGAAUCUUUGAUGCAAUCGGCUCCACCACGACAACCCAACGCAUGGUGGCAUUGCUGCGCGAAACGGGAGGCCGGUUCUUUUCAACCAGCCCUUCCCCUGGGGAUGAGGCCAUCCCUGCAGGUAUAGAGAAGCUGUGGGCCGGAUAUUCUGAGACACUCGUAUCUCAGGCUGCACACCGCGAAUUGCGCACAUGGUACAUGGACGCGUAUUUACCGGCUGCACUGAAAAAGGGCACGAUAUGGCCAAAUCCGGCAUUGUGGCUCGAAGGAGGGCUCAACUCCGCCCAGAAGGCGUUGGACCUCCUCUAUGGAGGUCAUAUUAGCGGCCAAAAGGUUUUUAUCAACCCACGAGAGUGA
Molecule: messenger RNA, 993 nt
Organism: Aspergillus costaricaensis CBS 115574
Lineage: Eukaryota; Fungi; Ascomycota; Eurotiomycetes; Eurotiales; Aspergillaceae
Product: zinc-binding alcohol dehydrogenase family protein
Exons: 3
Coding region: 1-993 (330 amino acids)
Molecular function (GO): oxidoreductase activity, acting on NAD(P)H
Source: RefSeq, a predicted model, not a curated record